Echinococcus granulosus is the source of this 1011-nucleotide messenger RNA. Its product is annotated as Tumor protein p63-regulated gene 1-like protein. The record is from RefSeq and is a predicted model, not a curated record. Bases 1 to 1011 code for a protein of 336 amino acids. Lineage: Eukaryota; Metazoa; Platyhelminthes; Cestoda; Cyclophyllidea; Taeniidae. The transcript has 6 exons. Gene Ontology annotation, cellular component: cytoplasm.
AUGCGAAAACAUAAAAACCGUCUAGGUCAGGGAGAAGCCAUAAAAAUUCAAUCCAGCGACCCACACGCGCGCGACCAUCCAAUAUCGAUCCAAUGGGACGCGAGGUCGCUAUGGACCAAUGGGGAAGCAGCUGGUGUGAGCAGAAAAAGGCACGUCCAACGAACAGAUGAAACGGAAGAGGGGAAAGGCGAGACGACUAAGGAGCAGAGAGGGCAGAAAUACACACUCAGUACUCGCACUCAACUAUCAAUGAUGAACUUUACGGAGGUUUUGAAGAAGAUCCCAACGCCGCAAAUUAAUCUACCCAACGUGCAGCUGCCCACAUUUGGGAAGGAUGCCAAUAAUGGGAAGGCACCGUUGAAUAUGACCAAGGAGGACAUGGAGCAACUGAUAACGACAAUACAGCACACGACUCUGGCUACCGAGGAUGGGGCUUUCGUUGCAUUGUGGAUUUUAACUCUAAUAGACCACUGGAACAACGAGCACGAGCGUAUAGUUGUGCUGACUGAGCGCAGCUUCUACAUCAUUCGCUACGACUUCCUCAGUGGCCACAUUCGUGAGAGCAAACGCGUUGGUCUUGGCCAACUGAUUUCUGUGACAACUGGACCCCUUGUUUUCCCCACCAAGUCGCUGAUGCCAACUCGAACCUCACCGGGGGUCCAGCUGGUCUGGGGUGACCUGGGCAGCGUUACAGCCGCCCAGAAGUGGAAUCCCCUGUGCCGCAACAUGCCGUAUGUGGUGUUAACCCACCACCCACUGUUAGUAAAGCAGAACAAACUGCCCAGUGGGCAAGCGAACGCAAACGGAGCUGGUUAUGGUCAUGACACGAAUGCUGGAACGCUGUAUGAUGUUAACAACUUCCUUCAGGCUAUCCGUGACGCCUGCAGUGCAUCCAAUGUGGAGUUUAAAACGGGCGACAUUACCAUCGAAAGCUACGGAAACAUUGGCAGCGUGGUAUUCAAUCAGACCAGUCUGGGAUUUACACGGUCAAAAGUGCCCGUGGCUGAAUAA